AUGGAAAAUACAUGUAAUUGCCUUUUCUGUACAAAAUUUAGUUCAGAAAUUAAAACUAACAAAAACGUUUCAUUAAUUGAUUUGUGCCGAUAUGCCUUUUUAUCAAUGGACAAUAACCAAGACGUAAAGUUUAUUAAAAUUGAUGACUUGUAUAACUUUUUUGAACGUCAUUGGGAUAUUGUUUGCCAUUUAAAAGAAUUUAAAAAGGAGUCUUGGAAAAAAGAAGUUUAUGUUACUCUGAGUACAUCUGAUUAUUUUCAAAAUAAAAUUAAUGAGUCUCAAGAAACCAGCUAUUGGCAAUUAAAAGAUUUUACUAUUCCUGAAAUAACUAACAAACCUAAAACACAACAAUCAGAUGAACCCUCUGUUAGUUAUCGUAUAGUUAAGAGAAAUUUCAAACUAAAAGAAAAACCUUCAAUAAUUCCAAAAACACAAUAUAAGAAAGAGGUGGUAAGACCUAUCUUAGAUCCAUAUUAUCCUGAAAACUUUUAUAUAAAUCAAGAUUUCUAUACCAACAAUUCUGACUACAUAAAAAAAAUUUAUCAAAUUAUGCAGAGUUAUGACUAA
Molecule: messenger RNA, 567 nt
Organism: Entamoeba dispar SAW760
Lineage: Eukaryota; Evosea; Mastigamoebida; Endamoebidae
Exons: 1
Coding region: 1-567 (188 amino acids)
Source: RefSeq, a predicted model, not a curated record